Ostrinia nubilalis (European corn borer) is the source of this 1203-nucleotide messenger RNA. RefSeq names its product neurexin 1-like. Bases 1 to 1203 code for a protein of 400 amino acids. The transcript has 10 exons. The record is from RefSeq and is a predicted model, not a curated record. NCBI's taxonomy places the organism in Eukaryota, Metazoa, Arthropoda, Insecta, Lepidoptera, Crambidae.
AUGGCCUGCUGUCAUGAAGCCGACUACCUCAACCUGGCAGUCCGGGAUGGUGGCGUUUCUCUCACCAUGGGACUCGGCAAUGGCAAGCAAGAAAUGCACAUUAAACCGGCGAAAACCAGAUUCGAUGACCAUCAGUGGCAUAAGCUGACAGUCCAUAGGAGAGUGCAAGAGAUUACACCACUGACCAGCUUUUGCAGGGUUUCAGCGAUUGUAGACGACGUGUACUCCGAGCAUUCCCACGUGGCUGGAUCCUUCACCAUGCUGGCCAGUUCUAGAGCCCAUGUGGGGGGCUCCCUGAAUGCCAGGGCUCUGCCUGGGGCGAGGGUCCAUACCAACUUCAUUGGCUGCUUGAAGAAGGUGGAGUUCUCAGCGGACACUCUUCGGCUGAACCUCAUUGACCUGGCCAGGACCGGCAGCAAGCUGAUCACGGUCACCGGCCGCCUGGAGUACGCCUGCACCGCCUCGGAUACGGCUGACCCUGUGACCUUCACUACCAGAGACGCACAUUUGAUCCUACCAAAAUGGGAAGCAGUGAAGACUGGGACCAUAUCGUUCAAGUUCAGAACGAACGAACCGAACGGUCUCAUACUCUUCAAUAUGGGCGCUAAACCACCAAGGGUAGGUUGCACGGCCGACCUCUUUGCUGUGGAGAUGCUAAACGGUUACAUCUACGUCCACGUGGACUUGGGAUCUGGAGGAGUGAGGGUCAGAGCCUCCCGGAGGAGAGUGGACGACUCCCAUUGGCACGAGUUUCUGUUGAGGCGCAGCGGGAGAGACGGGAGAGUGACUGUCGAUGGGGCUAAUGCGGAAUUCAAAACUCCUGGGGAGUCAAACCAGCUCGAACUCGACGGGCCUCUCUACGUCGGAGGUCUGGGCUCGGAAUACUCGGCCUCCAGGACUCCUGCGGCACUCUGGACGGCCGCUCUGAGGCAGGGCUUCGUGGGCUGCAUACGAGACCUGGUGCUGAACGGGAAGCCGCAAGACUUGACGGCUUAUGCGAGGCAGCAGGAUUCCGCGUCAGUCCGUCCAGCGUGUCACGUGCUGAUGAAGCAGUGCGUGAGCUCCCCGUGCCAGCACGGCGGCGUGUGUUCGGAGGGCUGGAACCGACCGCUGUGCGACUGCUCUGCUACCAACUACGGGGGACCCACUUGUGGGCGAGGUGGGUGGAAGAUACUGUUUGUGAAACCGCAACAAUCCACCUGA